AUGACUGAUUUCACAAUCUAAUUAAUAAUAGUAUUUAUCGCCUGUGCUUUAUAGCUUAUAAAAUGUGGAUAUAUAAAAUCAUGGGACAUCAUAACAUUAGAUGAUUUUAGUGGUACACCUAAUAGAUUUUAGAUGUAUUUUAACCUAGAAUCUGGUUUAUCUGAGAAGGAGUAUAUUUAAAUAAACUUCCCUGAUCCAAAUAUUAAAGUCCUAAGCUCAGAUUUGUAUCUUUAUGAGAGUUCUCUCCUUUUAGUGUCUGGAGUCAAUUGCAUAAAUUAUGUUCCUUCAUUAAAAAAUUACUACUGCUAAUACGGAAUAGCUUUAAAUGCUACAACUUGGUAUUCAAUAGUCAUGCACGUCGACCCAUCAUUAAUAAAUUGGUCAAUUUCAUAAAUUGAACCUGUCGAAAUGAUUACAGUUUCAAAUACCUGCUAUGGUAUAUUAAAUUGUUCACCAAUAAUAUAUGAUAUGAAUAAUUACUUUGGCUAUCUCUUAAGAACCCAAAUAGGAAUUAACAUACAAACAACUUUAAUAAAAGUGAGUUUCAAUACAACAAUAAAUUCACAAACAAUUCCUGGUUAUAUAUAUAAUACAUAUUUGGAUAUAACACCAGGAAUAAGCUACUAUAGUGGUGCUAUUUAUACAAUUACAAUUAAUCCUACAACAACUUUAACAGAUCCUAUUUUUAACUUUAAAUUUGGACUUUCAUGUUUCUCAGACAUUUUAGAUUGUUAAGUUAACUAUUCUCCUAUGUGCACUUCUAUACCAUAGAUUUAAAAUUCAACUUGUAGCGUAAACUAAAAUCUUAAUUAAAUUAGUUUCUAGAUAAAUCAACCAAUCUUUGUUGGUUAAACUUUCAGAAUUAAUGUUUAAAUUUAUAAUCCUCUCUCUUCUCCUUAAAAGGCUGAUAUUAGGGUGCAUGGAUAGGAUAUUACUACCUAAAGAACAACAGAGAAAGGAGUUGCUGCAAAUGCUCUUUAGACAUAAAUUAUUUAAAUUACAAAGAGUAAAUUUAAUUUUAUGUGGGGAAUGUCAUAAUAAGAACAAGGACUAUAAAAUUCGCCUUAUAAGUUGUUUAGUUCUGUUAAUCUUCCUACUGUAAAUAGUGUUUACAUUUCAUUUUAAGUCAACUUAGCUAUACCAAUCGGUUAGGAAUAUAAAGUUUUAGUAUGCUUAGGAAAAGCAUUGGGAAUAAUAGAAAACUCUAUUGUAACUAAUCUUCCUGCUUUAAACUUAAACUAAUAUCCACUCUGCUACCAAUAAGUCGAUUCUUUUAAUAAUGUUUAUGUUGCUUGUGAAUAAGUUGGUGCAUUGAUAUAGUAAAAUUAAGAUUACUUUGUUUCAGUGAAAGUAUCAUAUGCAUCUACAAUUUCUAUUGCAUAAGGAUAUGGAGGAGUUUAAAUUUUUUUAAAAAAUUAUCCAAGCAACAAAUUAUACAACCCAUAUCCUGGAGAAAAUAUUAAUAUUAAAAUUAAUGAUGAAUUUUACGAUGUUAACGGAUUUAGUCUGGCGUAUGGACUUGGAACUACAUAAAUCGUUUCUUACACUGAUAGUGAAUAAUAUUCAGCUGUACCAAAUGCAGUAGAAAAUUUUCUGUCAUCUGAUAUGUCAAAUACCGUUGGUAUAAUUCCUUCUGAUGUAUCAAACUAGCUGCUGCUUUUCUUUUUGAAAGUUGACUAAAGCUAAUUGAUUCCUUUAUCUACAAGUUUUCCUUAGUAUAUGAUAAGAAUGAAUAUCUUAUAUAAUCCUAAUGUUAUAAUUUAUGAAUAAGGAUAUGAUUAAAUGGGUCUCGACUUUGCUGCCUUUUAAACAGCAACUGCCUCUGAUCCAAAUAAAUGGACUGUUGAUUAAAUCUAGUGCUAUAAUAAAUUAAAGUGUUCUUGGUACAAUUAGCAAGCAGCUGUGAGUCCUUUAAAUUAUCUUUAAACAAGCCCUCCAACUGCUACCGUUCCAUAUAAUAUAUAAAGAUUCGAAUGCAUUUCAACUCAAGUUAGUGAUUGCAACAAUUGGAGGGGAUUUUCAGUUUAAUAAAAUGGAAACGGAGGAGUUUUUGCUAUGAGAAGAAUUAAGUUUAGAACGGGAUUUCACUCAUAGCUGUAAGCUGAUGAUGAUUUAUUAGAUUUUGUAAUAUGGUUUGAUUAUGCUAAUUAUGCAGCUGGAACACCCUUAUCAUAUACAGUAUAGUCAGCUUAGCUAAUUAAUGCAUAUACAAUUUAGCUUAAUCCUCUUAAAACCUCUAAAAUAAGUUAUAUCAACUUCAGUGAGAAUUCAAUCAACCCAGGUCACAGAUUUCCUACUUUUUUAAGAGUAGGUGGAAGCAUAGCUUAAACUGAAUACCUAGGUGCUCCUGCAAUAGCAGUUUUUUUUGAUGAAUCUGUUGAGCUAAAACCCUACUUAAAUUUCUAUAAUCCUCAAGGCUAAGCUUAAAAGGAUAUUGGAUGCUCAGCUAACAAUUGCUAUUUUUAUAAUUCGAAUGGAAUUAGCGGAAAAGAAACAUGGAUGAAUUACAACAUGGUAUUGGCUACAGGACUAACAGAUAUAGAAAAUGAUUUUAAUUUGUUAAUACCAAUAUAAAAUAAACUAUAUGGAUCUCAAAUUUUAAUGCCAAAGCGUCUUGUUGUGGCCUUUUGCGAUUUUUCGAAAACAUCAAACGGAGUUCCUAAUUAACUUAGAAUAGUUAAUGUAUUUAGGGUGUACGGUGCUCCUACUUAUAGUAAUAUAGCUAAUCCAAUUAGCCCUAUUUUCUCAGCUAUUAUCACAAAUGCACCUUUAUCAUUCACAUCUAGUUAAUGGUCUGUUACGCCAGCUAACUAAAGUUAAUAUAAACUGGAUAUGACUAAUGUUUAACCUUUAGGCACAGCAAACACUUCUAUUUAAGAUUAAGGCUAAGUCUAUCAAAAUCAUAAUAACAAUUUUAAUCCUGGAUAAUCAGGAGCAGGUGUUACUAUCUCUUCUUUGUAUUAUAAUGUUUUUGGGCCUAGUACUUUGGGCUUUACAAACCCACCUUUCGGAGUGUCAUAGUAUUGUACUAAAUUUAAUUAUAUUUAUAAUGACAUAAUAGGAUAAUAUCCAGACUAAGACAAGUUUACAAUAUACAACGUAUAUUGUCCUAUUGAUGCUAAGCUAUUAGGCACUAUAUCUAUAACUUGGAUAAAUCCCUUUUUUAGUUACUAAUUUGCUUACUAACUGUAACUCACUCCAAUUUUUAUGUAUUCAUUUUCUUCUGGAUAAGGCAAAGUUUAUUCGUACUAACAAGAAUCAUAAUCGGUGGCUACAUAUUAUAACACAUGUAUAGUAAACUAAGUCAUGAAUAAUAUUUACCCCAUGUCAGUAGGUAAAUAAGCAGUAGAUUUUUCAAUUUAAAUCAAUGCUAAAACUUCUUUAGAUCCUUCUUCAUAAACAGGAUAUGGUUUUUUAGUAAUCCAAAUAAAUUUCUCAGUAAAUUUAUCUUCACUAGCCUUAGCUUCUUCAGUUUGUGAUUUAAAUAACUAUUUAUCAAAUUAUUUUACAUGUUCAGUUUCUUAAUCAACUUAGAAAUGGUAAGUAGUCUUAAAGCCGACCUAAAAAUACCUUUUAGAUGUAAUUGAAUAUCUCCUUUUCACAGUGUAUGUUGAUGCAAGCUCUUAAGCUUCUGUAUCUGGUGUUAAAUAUGACAUUUUAAUAUACUUGCCAACUUAAAAAAUUACAGGAGGAAGAGUUUUUGGAAAUAUUCUUUCAACUCCCUUAACCACUAUUGGAAAUUUUAUUCUUUUUUCACAAUGCUUAUCUAAUAACUUUUUAAUGUCUACUUAACCUUAUUUGAAAGUGUUGACUAUAAAUAACUUAUAAUUUGAAGUUAAAAAUGCAAAUUACAAAUCUCCUUUUAAUUUUACAUUUUCUUCAUCACCUAGAGAAAGAUUUUAUUCUACUUCUUUCUAUUCCUUUGACUUUGGAUUUUUGAUUGCACCGUACUAAGCUAUACCCUCAAGGAGUAAAUUUAUAAGAUGCUCUGUUUAUGAAGCUCCUACAUCUAUUACUGUAGUUCCUAACGAUUAGUUUAAGUUAAGUUGGAGAUGGAGUUAUAUAGUAUAUAAUGCUAACUUGAGAGAUAUUAGAAUAUAUCCAAAAACUUAAUUUAGAAAUCCAGAUUAAUAUAUUUUUACUUUGAAAUGCUUAGGAACAUACACACCAAGUAGCUCUUCAAGUACUUUUAAUAUAUAAGGAUAAUGGAUGGAUGGAGCAGUAGUAAUCCAAACUAGCUAAGUCACUGGUAGCUACUCUUAUGCAAUGGCUAUUAGUAAAGGUGUUAUUGAUCCAACCAUUUUAUCUCCUCUCUACAUAUCUCUUUUCUCUAAAUUAUUUAACUAAUAAGGAUUUGAGUCUUCUUACACUUUCUUUAUUAAGCCUACAAUAAAUUUAAAUUAUUACACAAGAAUCUAUAUAAAUUUCCCUUAUUAUGUAGGAGUUGGUGUAAAUAGAGAAGUUAAUCCUGAGUGUUAUACAAGGGUUAAAAAUAUUCCAACACCUAUCUAGUAUUAAGAUUUUAAAUUAGCUUAUUGUGAGUUAAUUAACGAUAAUAGACUAGUCCUUUGGUUUAAUUAAAAUGUUUAUGCAAAUAUUGAAUUCCAUAUUGUUAUCCAUGGAAUAUCUUAACCAGAAUUGAAAAAUAAAGAUCCAACAGCUAGUGAUAAUGAAGUAUGGAUAGGUAUCGAUGACGAUGCUAUACUUUCUAAUGGUAUCAAAUAAUUUUCCUAUAUAAGCACACCACGCGCUGAACUAACUGUUCCUAGUCAAUAUUCUUUUAUAAUUUCUUCAGUUUAAAUUUCAAAUACUUUAAUAAGAUCUGUUUACAACUUAAAUAUAGCUUUUGAUGUAACUAGUACUUAGCUAAGCUCCUCAAUUCCAAUUUAUCUUUAGCUUCCUUCCAGUUUCUCCAAUAAUUAAAUAGGAUAAGUAAUUACAUGCACUCUUAUUCAAAUAAAUACAAACACAGUUUUAUCAAAUACUGCUUGUGUAUUUUUUACCUAAAGACUUAUUAAAAUAACAUUUUCAUCAGUUCCAACAAAUACUUGGUACAGCUAUAAGCUAUUAUUAGAAGGAAUAUAUUCUCCCUAAUAUAUUCCUGAAUAAAUUUAAAAUUAUAUCAGACUUUAUCUUUUUCAGUCUCCUGAUUUGGCAAUAGGUUCUUACACUACAAAUGUAGUUGGGAUAAGUUUAAUUUAAUAAUCAAAUUAUUAUUCAUUCACCAAUGAUACAACUAAAAUAGACUUGAUUUGGUUUAUUUAUGGUAUGAAUAAAUAAGUAAAUUCUACAAAUAUAAAUAUGAUAAUACAAUCUUAAGUUCUUCUUAACACAAGAACAGUGAUAGUCAACAUAGGAUAUUACAGUAAAUUGAUAAAUCUAUAACCUGCAAACAAUCAAACUUAUCUUAUAUCAUUCGGGAUUAAUCUUUCUGGAUUCGCAAAUCUUUUUAAAUUAAAGCCCGCUACCCUAUUUACAAUUAGGGGUAGUAAUAAUAUUUAAUUUACAAUGGGAGCCUUGACAACUACAGCGCCUGGAAUUUAUUCACUCUCUGCAACUAAAAUUAAUGAUAAUGCUAAUUUAUAUUCAAUAAUACCAAACCUAAAAGUAAUAGUUAGUUCUGAGGCUUGCUAAAUAAAUGCGAGGUAAUACUACUAUGAAAUUCCUGUAAGUGGUAUUUCCUUACCCAUUGAAUUAGACUUUUAUAAUUGCAUGCCGUUAGAUAAUGUGAUAUUUACUCCUUUGCUUUAAAAUACAAAUUCUAACAAUCUAGACUUCGAUUAAAAUUACCUUAUCAAUAAAAUUACUGGUACUUCAAAUGAUAGUAGAAUGUAUUUCUUACUUAAAGAUUUAACUCAUAAUCCCAGUAAUGUUAAUUUAUAAAUUUUAUUGACAUUUUAAGUUAGCGGAGUAAACUAAUUAGCAUACUUACCUCCAAGCUAAAUUACUAUAAAGUAUAUUUCUCAGAACAAUGUAGCCCCUUUAGCUUCACCAAUCACAAUUCUAUAAGUUUUAUAAAAUUCUGUCUCUUUAUAAAUUCAAUGCAACUAGCCUGGAAUGGCAUUCUGGGUAAUAGGCAUAGAUCCUUCUACAUAGAAUAUAGCUUUUAAUGAUAUUCUAAAUAUUGUUACUGGAGUUAAAGGUUUAUAACCAACUGUUUCUUCUUAUAAAGAUCUCAAACAAAAAAUUUAUGGAGUUGAUAUUUCAUAUAUUAAUUAGCCUAUUUAUAAAACUUUUGAUAAUUUAAAGGCAAAUACUUACUACUCAUUUAAAUAUUAUUGCUAAAAUUAGAAUUAACUAACUAGUGUAUUUUAAUCAGUAACUUGGAAAACUCUUAGUAAUGGAUCAUAUCUCUUAAAGAUAACUUUCUUUUUUAAUGGCUUGCUUACGUUUCAGUAAACUAUGUAAAUAACAUGCUCAAUUUAAAAAUAUUUCACUUUGCCAAGUUAAAGGGUGUUAUCAGAUAAGGAUACACAUUGUAAUUAAUAUCCAAAUUACAAGAAUUUUAAUUAUAAUAAUAGAGAUGUUAGGAACCCAAUCAAUGCUAACUACCCGUACAUGUAUUACAUUCUUCCUGAUUACACAAUAUAACAAGAUAACACUAAUUUUUUAAUUAAAUAACAAAUCAUAAUGAGCAACUUUAUAAAUAACUUCAUUCCCUAUCUUCCAAGUUCUUCAAAUUAUCCUCAAAUAGUUUCUGUUUAAACUUAAGAUAAUAUAUUUACUCGUACAAUUGAUAUUGCUGUAGCUUAACCAAAACAAGUGUUUACCACCACAGCUUUAACUUAUUUAAAGUUAAAAAAUUUGGAUGGAUUUAUUAUAGUUGGGAUUGAGUAAGGAAAAUCAAAUACUUCGCCUUCCCCAGACUAAAUUAAGAAAGGAUUAAAUUUUUAUGAUUAAAAUUUAUUUAGUUUUGAAAUGAGAUACUGCUAAAGAGAAGUAAUCUAAGAAUUCAAGUUUAUCUAACUUUAGCCAGGAACUGAUUAUACUGCAUAUUUUAUUGGCUCUGUAGAUGAUCCUAGCUCAGAAGCUGAAGUAACAUAACCUAUAAUAAUUUCUUUCACUACCUAAGAUACAAUUCUUGUAGUUUAGACAAUUAACGCUAAAGUUUUGAAUGUUUGUUUUGUUUUUUUGUUACUAAUCAUACUAUAAUGA
Tetrahymena thermophila SB210 is the source of this 7155-nucleotide messenger RNA. Its product is annotated as eukaryotic aspartyl protease family protein. The record is from RefSeq and is a predicted model, not a curated record. The transcript is spliced from 14 exons. NCBI's taxonomy places the organism in Eukaryota, Ciliophora, Oligohymenophorea, Hymenostomatida, Tetrahymenidae.